Chenopodium quinoa (quinoa) is the source of this 606-nucleotide messenger RNA. RefSeq lists its product as uncharacterized. The transcript has a single exon. The record is from RefSeq and is a predicted model, not a curated record. Lineage: Eukaryota; Viridiplantae; Streptophyta; Magnoliopsida; Caryophyllales; Amaranthaceae. The coding region runs from base 1 to 606 and encodes 201 amino acids.
AUGGUGCUGCAUCUGGUUAUUUUCCGUCACAACAACCGAAUCCCAAUAUUUGGGAAUCGAGCAAUGUCUUAUCUGAAGAAGAUGAGGCAAAUGAAGAAUGUGAGGAUGAUGGUGAGGGAAAUGAAUGAGUAUUAUCUUACUGAUGGAAUCUACCCUAGAUGGGCUUCUUUUGUGAAAUCCAUUACGAGUCCACAAACUCAUAAGGAUCGUUUAUUCGCAAAACACCAGGAAGCUGCAAGAAAAGACGUUGAACGUGCAUUUGGGGUCCUUCAAGCUCGUUUUGCCAUUAUUAAAAAGCCGUCUUUGGCGUGGGAUACCGACAUACUCCACAAUAUCAUGCUCGCCUGCAUCAUAAUACAUAAUAUGAUCGUUGAAGAUGAACGAGAGACGUAUCAAAAUAACGUUAAUACCAAUGAGUUUAUGAAUGCUGGAGGGAACGCUAAUGAGGACACUACCGAGUACCGUACUGAUCGUAUUGUGGAUAUCGGCUUAUACUUGUCUCGUAGAACAGAGAUUGAGGAUCAACAGACUCAUUUGCAGCUAAAAAACGACUUGGUCGAACAUAUAUGGAAUAAAUUUGGUAACAACGAAAACUUAGGCAACUAG